Molecule: messenger RNA, 2646 nt
Organism: Adineta ricciae
Lineage: Eukaryota; Metazoa; Rotifera; Eurotatoria; Adinetida; Adinetidae
Source: the annotation of a GenBank genome assembly
AUGUUGAAUAGCGAUAGAAAACUGUGCCCUCUGUGCAGUGUCGACGUCAGGGCGGAUCAGCUUGGUGCUCAUGUUCUCGGAUGUGGAAAAAAGGAACAAUGCAGCUCGUGUGGCAACAAGUUUGAGAAUUUGAUUGAGCAUAUCAAAGUAUGUCCAAUUAGAAAUAAUUCAUAUCAAAGUCCAUUGACAUAUCAAAGUCCAUCGGCUGCUAUUUACAAACCACAAGCGAUGAAAAACUGCCCCAUCUGUUCAACAUCAGUGCGAGAAGAUGACUAUCCUACUCAUUUAAGUACAUGUAGCACAAGGGGUAACACACCGCCAUCCAUUAUACCAAAGACUACACAGACGUGUUCCAAUUGCCACAGCGAGAUCAAUGAAAGUGAUAUCCUUCGACACGUACUAACUUGCUCCCAUAGUACCACAGCCAGUUACAAUUCAAAACAACAGACGAUGAAAAACUGCCCAAUCUGUUCAACAUCAGUGCGAGAAGACGACUAUCCUGCUCACUUAAGUACGUGUAGUAUAAAGGGGUGUGCAUCAACAUCCACUACGCCAACGACUACGCAGCCGUAUAAUCGCGGUGAGAAACAGAUUAAUCGACCUGACAUGAAUCAUCAUGCACCAAGUCACAAUCCAAACUACUUGAAAACGACGAUCAAAUGCUCAAUAUGCUGUGCACUUGUGGAAGAAGUUGAUUAUCCUAAGCAUUUAGACUUCUGUCGUAGUCGACAACCAAUAGCACCAUCAAACAACCGAGGUAAUAAUAUGAAGAAAUGUGUAACCUGUUCUCGAACUAUGAAUGAAAUCGAGUUCGCCGAACAUAUCAACAAAUGUGUCAACGAAGCUUCUGCAAAACAACCUGAAACCGAAGAUUGUAUCAUAUGCUUUAAACCAAUCGCUAAAGUAGAAUACGAAAAACACGUUAAUGACUGUCUAUCGAAAUCCUCAUCACCUUCACCUUCUGUAACUCCAAAACCCUCCAAACCAACAAUUCAAUCAAGAUCAAAUUCCUGCUCUACAUGUUCAAAACCUGUCAACUCGUCCGCAAAGUCGAGCCACUCCGUGCCAUGUCUAUCGAAACAUGUUCACUGUGUUGAGUGUCUUCAGAAAUUAAUGAACGAACAUAUCAAGUCAAAAACUGCACCUGUCUGCUAUGCAAAUCAUUGCGAUUAUGAACUUUCUCGAUAUGAUGUGUAUUGCUUACCUGUUGAUGCGAAUGUUAGAGAUCAAUUAUUACCCUUAAUUCAAAGUACGCAACGUCCACAGUGUCCUAUAUGCGAAUUCUAUGUGGAUUUUCGAACUAUGGAUGAUUUCCAGAGACACGCGAUUUCGUGUGACUCGGAGAAUAUGGUCUCUUGCGAAGAUUGCCACUGUUUGUAUAAGGCCAACCAGUCGCAGAGACAUUCACAAGAAUGCCGCAUGCGUACUCGGGCACAACAACAACAAGCUCUGGUCGAUUUUCUUCUACCUCGAACUAAGUAUUCGUGGACAGCAGUACAGCUACGAGCAUUUAUAGAACAUACAAAGAAAGUUCGUCUACCGCUUGAUCCACAUUCAAUCGUCAAGUCACUAACUAUAUAUGGCGCUAGUUUUCCGCUGGAAGUUCCUACUGUAGAGUGUGCAGUGUGUUUGGAAGCACGUGUAUACGAUGAUGUUUUUGUCUUCGGCUGCGACGAGAAACAUAAGUUAUGCUAUGGAUGCUUCGAAGAUGCAUGUACAGCAAAAAUGAACAAUAACGAAGUAUUGACAUGCGCCCUUUGUGCUUAUCAAUUGCUGGAUGGAGAAAUCAAAGAACUGAGAGUGUCAAAUGAUCGAAAAAGAGAAUUUUUAGACUAUCAAUCACAGAAAACAUUCCAUAAUUACAGAGAUGGAACGCAGGGCGUGAUCAAGUGUCCGAAACAAGGGUGCAAAUGGAUAGUUGAAGCGCAAAAUCCAACUGAACGUAUGUCGGUCACUUGCGGAAUGUGUCAGUACCAGUUUUGCUCACUAUGCAGCGAACUGUAUCAUUAUCGAACAACAUGUCAAGAGCUGAGAGAAAUAACUCAACGUUGGGCUAUUUGGUGUAACACCGAACGCGGCAAUUACUGGCAAGCGCGAGCACAACAAGAUGCUACUUAUCAAGCACAGUUACAAGAUUAUGAACGACAGAAAGCUGCCAAUGCGCAACGAAACGGUGAACUUCAACAACGUCACCAGGAACUAAUGAAUGACGAAAAAUACAAAGCACAGCGCUGUCGUUUAUGUCCAAACUGUCACCGAGUAGUAGAACGUAUUGAGGGAUGUGACAGUAUGUUAUGUGGUCGAAAUUAUCAUGGUGGCGACCAACAAUCCGGCUGUGGUCAUAGUUUCAAGUGGCCUCAAGCUCAACCUUACGUACCAAUGGCUGAUGCAGGUCCUCAACAAAUUCGAAACGAUCUUGCUCGUCCCGAAGAACAAAAGGCUAUUGUACACGAGGGCAUUCAAUGUGAUUCUUGUCACCAACAAGUUCAAGGUGUUCGAUUUGACUGUUGUCAUUGUGCAUCAUUGAUAUUUUGCGAAAAAUGCGAACAACGGGCAACUCUUGAACAUGCAAAUCAAAUACGUGAACAAGGAAUGCAGCAACAUGUUUUUCGUUUAAUUCCGAGACCACUCAACGGCGAUCGUUAA